This is a messenger RNA of Fusarium graminearum PH-1, 1202 nucleotides long. RefSeq lists its product as uncharacterized. Bases 176 to 598 code for a protein of 140 amino acids. The record is from RefSeq and is a predicted model, not a curated record. Gene Ontology annotation, cellular component: nucleus. Lineage: Eukaryota; Fungi; Ascomycota; Sordariomycetes; Hypocreales; Nectriaceae. The transcript is spliced from 3 exons. Gene Ontology annotation, biological process: protein K63-linked ubiquitination; DNA damage tolerance.
UGUGAAUGAGCAACUGCCAAUAUCUAACCGCCACUACAACCAACGUCAUCUACUGCGAAACCACACCCUUUCUCUGUCUGUCUUACACAUCGUCCGACUUUUUUGUCUACAAAAUUACAAACAUCUCGAACCACCCGAACCAAACAAUUGUUUUUGCGACAGAGUAACCGACACCAUGUCCGCCAAGGUUCCUCGCAACUUUCGUCUACUGGAGGAGCUUGAGAAGGGAGAGAAGGGUCUCGGCGCCGAGGCAUGCAGUUACGGUCUUGAGGACCCUGAGGAUCUUCUCAUGAGUAGUUGGAAUGGCACAAUCCUUGGUCCUCCUCAUUCCGUCCACGAGAACCGCAUCUACAGCGUCAAGAUGCACUGCGGUCCCGACUACCCCGACUUGCCUCCCACGAUCCAGUUCAUCAGCCAAGUCAACCUUCCCUGCGUCAACCCCAACAACGGCGUGGUGGACCCUAGCCAACUCCCCUGCCUCGCCCAGUGGAAGCGCGAGAACACUAUGGAGACUGUCCUCAUCGAGUUGCGAAGAUACAUGGCUUCAUCCCAGAACAAGAAGAUCCCUCAACCUCCUGAGGGCUCUACCUACCCUUAAAUCAUCACUACGAACUUCAUAUCACGCCUUUAUAUCAAGAUUAAGAAAACAGAACUGCAAGAUCAACAAAAUCCUUUGAAAUGGGUUGAGAAUUGGCUGAACGGCUUCGUUCCGCUGUUGUUCGAGAAGAUGCGACUAUCGCGAACUACAAUAUGAUACACAAAGCUACCCGUCCCAAACAAUGCUUCGCCCUUCCCAUCCGUCUUCAUCGUAUUAGUACCGUACAUUCCUGUUGUUUGCUUUUCGUCACGCUCAUCAAAGAGAACAAACUUGCUGCCCCUCUUGCGCCUUGUCCUCAUUUCAAACCCCAAUCCCAACAGCUCGAGACAUGGCCGAUUCGUAGAGAUGAUGCAAGAAUAGACAGUUCAAGAUACCCAAAAAAAGAUAUGUGCGCAUAAUCGUCCUCCGUUCCGCCCUCAUGACAAAGAGGUCAUGUAUUCCCCCAUACGCCGCUUUUGCCUCCUUCAAAAAUGUAUCAGGAGCAGUUCAGGAAAUGAAACAAGUAUGUUGUAGAUAAUCAUCGCUGACAAAAGAAAUUGUUGAAUGCGCGCGUGACCAUCCUCAUGAUCCAGGUAUCCAAGAAAGAAAUACUCCAAAUCUCCAA